Exaiptasia diaphana is the source of this 1314-nucleotide messenger RNA. RefSeq names its product beta-galactosidase. The coding region runs from base 59 to 898 and encodes 279 amino acids. Gene Ontology annotation, biological process: carbohydrate metabolic process. Lineage: Eukaryota; Metazoa; Cnidaria; Anthozoa; Actiniaria; Aiptasiidae. Gene Ontology annotation, molecular function: beta-galactosidase activity. Gene Ontology annotation, cellular component: vacuole. The record is from RefSeq and is a predicted model, not a curated record. The transcript is spliced from 2 exons.
CAGCCCUGGAAUCCCAGUCCCUCCAGCUACACCAAAAUACCCGUAUGGUCGUAUCAACAUGAAGAGGUAUUCMACGCUGCUUGAAGCCUUACCUAAGCUUACACCACUUGGACCAGUWAAGUCUGCAUACCCRUUAACRAUGGAACAACUBGGCCAGAACAGUGGCUUYGUUCUUUAUCGUAGUCAGAUCCCUAACAAUUUUGCUCAAUCCCGACCAAUACUAGAGAUUAAGGAACUGGUGAGAGAUAGAGGGAUAGUUUAUGUUGGAAAUAUCAGACAGAGCACUUUGARCAGAACAACCAACCAAUCAACAGCUAGCAUCAUUGUGGGUGACUUUCUGCAACUUGAUAUUCUGGUUGAAAACAUGGGACAUAUUUGUGAUGGAUCCGACAUGGUCGACCCUAAAGGCAUCCUUGGUAAUGUUACAAUCAAUGGUGUACCAAUAGUGAACUGGGAAAUGUAUCCUCUUGACCUGGAGAAUGUGGUCCAUGAAGCAACUCACUUCAAACAGCCRCCAGGAAUUAAACUAACUGAUUAUGAACUAUCACCAACAUUUUUCAUUGGGGAAAUCCCAGCAGUGCCAUUUGGCGACAGCGGGUUGGAUUCAUUCCUUCGCCUUGAUUAUUGGACCAAGGGUGUAGCGUUUGUUAACGGAGUAAAUGUUGGUCGUUACUGGCCAGUAUCUGGACCACAGCAGACAUUGUAUGUCCCAGCUAGUGUCAUGGCACCCAAUCAGCAAGCAGGUACUUUGGUUGUCAUGGAGCUAGAUGACGCACCAUGUGACUACCCUGAUACAUGCUAUGUGGAGUUCUUGACAGUUCAUGUUGUCAAUGGUACAGCAAAGCCUAUGUUUGGAAAGACUGGUCGUCAACCGAUGGAAUUGAAAAAACAUCAUUAAGGUCUGGUGAACUGAAAGAUCAGGAAAUGAAUUCUUUUUUUUUUUGUAUUUGCUUUCUAUAUGCAUACUGUUUUGAAUGAAAAAAUAUUUGUGUAAGUGAAAGCUGAUUUGAUUUUGAUUACAUUUUCUUUGUAUGGAUGCUUGAAUGAUGAUAUUUUGAUUGAACAAUAGUGAGACUUGGACAGUGCWUUCUUCAACAUUGUAUUAACAUGUUCAAAACACCUAGUUAUGUCAGAAUUACUAGAGAAAAUUUAUUGUUGCUUGGAGAUGGGUUGCAAUUUUGUGCUGAUAUGAUAGUAUGCUCUAGGUUUAACUCAAUUUGUAAAAAUAUGAAUUUACAUGUAUCUUCAAUUUAUGUGAUUACUGUACAGUAAUAUAAGCAAAGCCAGUAAUAAAUGUAAUUAUUUGAUUACUGG